Molecule: messenger RNA, 11467 nt
Organism: Drosophila obscura
Lineage: Eukaryota; Metazoa; Arthropoda; Insecta; Diptera; Drosophilidae
Product: protein unc-13 homolog B
Exons: 23
Coding region: 441-10892 (3483 amino acids)
Biological process (GO): synaptic vesicle priming; presynaptic dense core vesicle exocytosis; synaptic transmission, glutamatergic
Cellular component (GO): presynaptic membrane; presynaptic active zone cytoplasmic component; plasma membrane
Molecular function (GO): phospholipid binding; diacylglycerol binding; calmodulin binding
Source: RefSeq, a predicted model, not a curated record
AGUCCUUCAACACGGUCAACCGUUUUACACUAGAAAGGCCGCAAACUGCCGCAUACGAGUAUUCAGAAGGGAAAUACUUGAGUUUCUGUACACUCUUGCAUUUAAUUCUACCUAUACUCGUACUGUCCCGUCCCGUCCUGUCCGUCCCCUUCCGUCCCAUAUUUGUGUUCGAAUACACACAGUAUGACUCCAAUAUAAUCCAAUCAAAUUCGAUCCGAUCCAACAUACUUUAACCUUACUAAGAAUGGCAGAGUGAAAACUUAUGUAGGUGAUUUCAAGUGAACUCAAUCGCACAGCUCUGGCAGAGUAUUUACAUUAUUAAGUAUGUAUGUGUGUAUGUAUCUAUAUGAAUUACUGUCCAAAUAUCGUAGAUCUGUAUAUGGAUAUAAGCUCUCAGCUAAGUCGACUUUGAAUUCUGGACUCAACGUGGAGUUUGCAUUAUGUCUUUGAAUCCAACACAAUCAAAGUCGCCAACGUCGAAUAUUAAAUUUGCAUCUCGGACCAAUACGAUGAAUGCACCGCAACCGUUGGCGCCAUUGGCUGAAAAUUAUGCUGGGGUCCCGGACCAAUUUAGUCACUACCAACAUCAAGUGCAGCAUUCGAUAUCUGAGAUCGCCAUCGAAAAGCUACAGCACACUGCAGCGGAAAAUGCUCUAAAGAGCCAGUUCCAGAUAAAACAGCAGCUGAGGGAACAGAAUCAGCUAUCUACGAAAUAUGCAAUGCCGCACCUGACACAAUCCCUACCACAAUCGCAAUCGCAAUCACGAGCUCAGGCCCAGACCCAGCCCCAGUCCCAGUCCCAGCCCCAGUCCCACUUGCAGUCCCAAUCUCAGGACCAGAGCCAGCUACUGCAAAAGGUAGAUCAAAUGUCAAAGUAUCGUCAAAAUCAUCUAAUCUUGGGCACCGGACCCACUCCCACAUCCACUUCCGCUCAACCUCAACCUCAACCACAACCACAACCGCAACCACAAUUACUGGGACAGUGCAGCAAGUCGCCGCUAAGCCUGGGGGCAUCUCAAUCUCACUCGCACCCCACUAAUGGCAGCAUGAUGUCGCUUAGAAGCGAGCAGCAGCUGUGUCAGAUAUACAAUUCGCAGCAACACUCCGAUUAUAUUAUCUCCGAUUAUAUGGACAAAAUUGCAACGCGAAUUAGUUUGCUCGAAACAGAGCUGAAGUUCGCCUGGCGGGCAUUGGAUUUGCUUUCUACGGAGUAUGGCAAAAUUUGGAUUCGCUUGGAGAAGCUCGAAAACAUAUCAGUGGAACAUCAGUCGGUGGUUAGUAAUUUGAUGGGUCUGAUCAGAGCCGCGAAGCAGCAACAACUUCAACAUCAGCAUCAGGAGGACAUGGAAGGUGCAACCAAAUUUCUCACAGAUGAGCACUUGCUCUCACUGCCAUUGCAAAUGGACGAAAGUGCCGUCAAUAUUGAGAUGGAAAUGAGAGCGCCGCCGUCUGAGCAUGAGCAUGACUAUGACAAAAUGAUCAGCUUGGACGGACUUGAUCCCACAACUUUGAUGGGACACCGAGACUCGGAUAUAUUUAUGAAUGCUGCUUGUGCACUAGAACACAAUCAAGAUGAGCUUUUCCUUGACUACGACAGCGGAGUUAUGGAUGACCACAAUCUGGAUAUCGAACAAAUGGGAAUCAAUUUCGCGAAGAGCGACAGAGCCGCAAACGUUUGGCUGUCUGAUAUUGACAUCCACCAUAAAAAGCCGCGCAAGAAGCUUUAUUCUGAUUCGGAUCUAAUACUUUAUGAGCAACAGCAAGCUCUGGCUAACAACGCACGUGCUGAAUUGCUACAGGAAUUUCUGAACGGACAACGGGUUUUGACUGAGGUUGCCUCGGCCUCAGCAUCAGCAGUUCUAUCCACUCCCAACAGCUUUCUCAACUUACCACAAAUGGUGAGUAUAGAGCGGCCCCAAAGCCAGAACCAAAGCCAAAGCCAAGGCCAAGGCCAAGGCCUGAGCCAAAGGACCCAUUCAUACGGCCGGAGAGUUCAGGAAGGGGAGCCCAUCAGACAGACCAGCAACGUCUCCAAUGAACUCGACGACCUUAUCGAGGAAGUUAAGUUUUUUCGGUUGGCAGCCUCUAAAACGGGCGAAGGGGGAAACCAAGUCGUGCCCAUUGAGGAUACUGGAGGAACACAGAUUCUGCUAGCCGCAAACAACAAUGAAAUGAACGAAUCCUUUUAUAAGACACUCAAUGAGGCAUAUCGUGACAACGACCUGAGCACGGAGAUUUCCAAGGUGGACUCAUUGUUGCAGCACUCGGAGGCUCACGAGCACUCGACGUCUUCCUUGAUGAUGAUCAAUGAGGGCAAGGUGGACGACGACACAGGCAUCAGUAGAGCCGCAACAAAGGAAGCGACAUCUGCAUCUGAUUCCAGUGCCCGAUCAACCACUCACAUUAGCAGAGACUCAAGGAAGCAUCGGAAAAAGAAGCACCAUAAGAAUGAAAUGGAAAUGAUAAAUAAUCUAAAGUGCAUUCUGGCGCAGUCCCAGUCGGCUAGGAGCAUCCAGACCACCGUCUCGACCGAGUUCGACAGCAGCUGUGCAGCGAACGAUAAGGGCAGGGCUGAGGCGGACACGAGUAUAACUCCCGGUGCAAGUGACAAUCGGCGAAAGACAAAUAGCUUCGGCUGCUUCUACGAGGACAACACAACUAUUUUAGACAGCAUAACGGAGACGCUGAUAGGCGAAAUCAAUAAGAUUUCUGAACUGCAGUCACUGAGUGCCGCUCAAAUCGGUCAAAUACGGCAGACCAUUUGGGCAGAGGAGACUUUUUUCCAAAGACUUAACCACGUCGAUAAGAAGUUGACCCUACUGCUACUCAACCCUGUCACCUUGGCUGAGGAGAUGCGACGACUGCGCAUCACGGAUGCCGAUAAAAAGUUUAUUCUUGUAAUGAAGAAGUUCAAUAAAAAUAUUGACACACUCAAGAAACUAGUUGGCAACUCAUUGGACGAUGACAAAAGCAGGGACAAGGACAAGGACAAGGCCAAAGACAAGGCCAAGGACAAGGACAAGGAUAUGGUGGACAAAACUUCAAAGGUUAUGUCAAAGUUAAGUCAAAGUCCAACGUCCUCCAUUCGAGAUCUCACAGCAAAACUAAAUGUGGGCAAUGUUAGUGCACAGCUGCUCCGAAACAAUUCUGAUCUGGACGAACAACUGAAGCUACUGGAGACACAAGAGAUUGAAAUAAACCGCAAGAAAAAAAUAGAUCAAAUAGUGCAGAGCCAUGGAGCGGGAGUGGACAAGGCCCAUGCCCAUGCCAAUGUCCACAUGGAUAAGACUUUUCAGCAUAACAGGAACAGGAACAGCAACAGCAACAGCAACUGGGAUCUAAGUGUUGCUCAUGGAACAAAUGAUAAUUUGUGCAAUUCCUCGAGGAAUAUUUACAAUCAGGAUGAGUACAUCCAGUCCUUAAAGAAAAGCCUGGAACGUCACAAUAGUAUGCUGUUCCUACUUCAUCUGCAAAACCCGGACAAACAUAAGGUCACGGCUGAGUUUACCGAUAUAUUAAUGAUGGAUCAAGGUCGAUCUAGUCCCAGUCCCCCACCGCCAGCGCCGAAUGACAAUCUAGGUAUGGAUGCGUCGGUGGCAGAGAAUACUUUCCGCGGAGAAAUCGAAGCCCAUCAGCAGAAACAGGCCAAGUCCGAUUCAGGGCUAUCUUCGAUGAGCGGCUGGUCGCCGAACUCCCCGGUAACCGUUGGCAUCCAGAACUGUAGUCUGUUUGCUAACAGAAGUAACGAAAGGAGCACGGAAACUUUCCAGCUGGCAUACCCUGUACAGGGUACCUCAGGUACAGAUUCCAAUUUCAAUAGCUCUGAUGCUGACAAUCAAAGCCCAAAGCAAUGUGAUUAUAAAUUUUCCGAAGAGAACCUUAACUACAUUCACGAGCUUUCAAAAAAUAUCCCGAUUUGCUCUGCAUAUGAAAACCAAUCCAUAUUCAAUGUCAAUGACGCUGCUAAGCAAAUCGGUCAAUUUUCCACCGUUGAUGAAAUGCUAGAGUGGGACCAAAAAAAUCAACAGCAUCAACGGGAUCCACGGGAUCCACGGGAUCAACGGGAUCAGAAGGAUGUUACAACGCAACAAUUACAUAAUAAAGACCGUAUGCCGGACCUGCUAACUAACCAAACUCCGAGUACUACGCCCAAGCCAUCCCUCAGGAAUAAUCCAAGAACGGAUUCCGGAAUAAGCAGUUGUCUCAAUGUAAACGAAUCAAAGUAUAGCUUCGAAAAAUCUGGUGCAGACCGCGUGGAAGUCCCAGAACAAUGCCGCAAGCCACAUUUGACGGAUAGACUGGUGUAUUAUCCAUCCUCGAGCAGCAUCACCGACUACAACAGCAGCAACAAUUUGGACUACUUGGGGCAUAAGCAGCAAAGCCAAUCACAAUAUAUGAUUCUGGAUAGAGCAACCAAUUCCAAUUUUCCCCUUCCCAUGCUCCAAUCGUCAACAGCUGCAGUGGCAGUGGCAGUUCCUGCUCCAGUUCCAGUUCCUGUUCAUGUUCCAGCAGUUGAUUAUACAGUCAGUCAGCGAGCUUCGGCCCAGAUUCACCUCAACGGUGCGAAACGGUUCGAGUCUGGGGAAAUGUCGUCAGUCCCAGUCCCAGUCCCCGUCCCCGUCCCCGACGCUUUCCCAGUCACAGUCACAGUCCCACCGGUCACCACAAAGUCACCAAAGGUAUGGAACAAAUUGAGCACAUUGUUGCCAGAAAAUCUAAAGCUAAAGCGCUCAGCUAAGUACAAUCGAUCACAGUCCUUACCCGGUGAUGUGCAAAGUCAAGGCAAUCAAAGACAAGCCCGUGGCCAGGCAGGCUCGUAUCCGUUUAUUUCGUAUAAGCGCUCCAAUGGAAACGGAAGUCACGGACAGCUAUCCAAACGUUUACAGAAGCUACCGAUGCGUCUCAUACAAAAAGCUACGGCUCCGCACUCUGUACGACGUCUGUCAGACUCCGACUCAGCUGGAGGUGCAGCUGACGCUAGUACUGGUACUGGCACUGGCACUGGUACUGGUACUGGUACUGGAGCACCGAAGAAACGAUCAUUUACAUCUAAGAUGAACAAUUUAAUGCAGAAAGCAAAGACUUACAAACGGAACAGCAGUGUCCUGCGCCGCGGCUCAAAUAUGUCCGAUACCGAACUAGAUCUGCCAGGCUUUACUUCAUCGGAUAACGAGGAUUGUUCUUUAUAUGAGUGCCAAGUGACAAAUCAACAAUCAACAGAUAUGUUUGGGGGCAUCGGGGGGGCUAAAGGGAGAACAAAUCAAACAGAAUGCCACAAAGAUGAUUAUGACGAUAUCAAUGAUGAUUUUUACGUGCCACUGCCAUCCCAACACUCCGUCGUCUGUGAUGGAGGCCUCGCAACUGAAAUGGAUAGUCCCUGUCCCAAUCUGUUCGCUGUCGUUGGGGACCUCAAAAAGUUACAGCUUACCCCAACGGAGGCUGUCCCAUGCACGUCGUCUGAGCUUUUGGAACGUGACAAAGUGCGUAAUAGUGCUGACAUAUUUAUAAAGAUGCCAGAGAUUCUCUUGGAAGCCAGUGAGAUGGCAAUAGGCACUUCAGCAGACGCCUAUUACGCUGCUCAGCCACAGGCGAGCCUUCAGAAAGUAAGCUCAGUCUAUAUUGAUGAUGAGAACUACGACGUUUCUCCUCCCUUUAUCGGAGUGUCUGAUGGCACUGAAUCCAAUGUCCCAGUCCCGCAAGCCCAACUGGCAAUAGCAACAGUCGCAGCCUCUACAGCAGGCACUCCAACCAAAACCACUGCGACUAUGGCCACUAACAGCCGAGGUGGGGGUGUCUGGGUUGCACAGCAAUCCUUGGACAUUCCAAGCAAUCUGGGAUAUGGGUCACGGGACGAUGACGACUGUCGUAGUCAGCAUUCCGGUCGCACGCUCUCGUCUUCUCGUCGCCAAAGCACCGAAGAUAGCAUCGACACAGACGAUGAAUACUUUUGCUAUGAGCUUCGCCAGCUCGAGGAACUGGAGCAUCAACGAGCAGCGCAUGCUGACAACGUAACCAGCGACCAAAGUGCGGACAAUCAAGUGUUGUUCUCGCAGAUUGGACAGCUGCUGCAUAGCGAAGCACCCGGGGAAAACUUUGCCUUUGCUGAAGAAGCGGAGGACGCCCAUGUUUAUUCGCCGGAUGAAAGUGCAAAGCUGCAGAUGUCCAAGGUAUUGGAUGAGCUCAGGUACGCGGUCAGACUAGAGCCAGAAAUCCACUACGGCAGAAGCUUGUAUGGCAGUACUGCAGGGGACGACGACGCAGGGGAAGCAUUAACAAAGGCAUUAACAAAACCAGCACGGGACAGGUUCGAAAUUGUCUGUGACAUGCAUAGCGCUUGGCAGGAUGUCAACGGCGAUUUUCAGCAGGCAACAUCUGAUAUGGAAUCUCAUGGGGAUACCGAGGUGGCUGCUCGGGCAGGGGCAGGGGAAGGGGAAGGGCAAGUGGUAAGUGGGCUUCAAGACAAAGACAACAACAAAAAACAGCAGUCGAAGCGACUGAAGAAGCGGAAACGUAUCCAAAAAACGAAUAAACACAUAGUUGCAGCUGAUAAUAUUGCCAGUUCCAGUUCUUCCUGUGCUUCAGAGAAUGAAAAUGAGUACGAGCAGAGCCCACGUUUUAUCAGUGACGCAGCAUCGGUAUCCGAGCAGAACAAAGAUGUCUCGAUAGAAAUAUUUGAAGGAUCAUCGGCCUCUAGCGCGACAUCCGGACCCGAUACGCCAGCGGAGAUGAGCGAUGAUACGGAAAGGGAUUUGAGCCUGGCAGAAGAGAGUCCGAACAGAAGCGGUGGUGGUGGUGCGGCUGGAAUCGAUCGCUUAACAAUUGAAAACCAACAAUCGGGGGACAUUUUUAAUGCAAUGCCCCCGAAUGAGUACGACCCAGUGUCAGUAGCCGUGCUAGAUCCAUCCAUUGAGCGAUGCAACAAACAGACAUCGUCCCCACUGAGUGCUAGGGAUUCAGUUUCAUCUCAGCCGUGUCCAAUGAAGCUAUUAAGUCAGGAAUCAAGUGUCGAGGGAUCCCAGGCGGUGGGCAGCAAUGGCGCCACGGCGGGUCUUGGCAGCAGUAAGUGGCAGCUGCUAAAAACUCUUAAGGAGCGUAAGAUCGAGGAGAAAAACAAUCAGGACAAAAUUAAAGAGGAAGAAAUGACCAAAGACAGGGAGAAGAAUGGUGGUGGAACAGGAGAUGUUGGGAUACGUACGAAUGGACAUCCCGGCGAUAACCCCUUCUAUAGCAAUAUCGACAGUAUGCCGGAUAUACGGCCCCGUCGAAAGUCUAUUCCCCUUGUUUCUGAAUUGGUGCUCAAGACUAUGGCCGCCACAAAACGAAAUGCCGGACUCACAUCAGCCGUGCCCCGCGCAACGCUUAAUGAUGAAGAGCUGAAAAUGCACGUGUACAAAAAGGCACUGCAGGCUCUUAUUUAUCCCAUAUCAUCUACAACCCCGCACAACUUCUUGCUAUGGACGGCCACGUCACCAACAUAUUGCUACGAGUGUGAAGGCCUACUCUGGGGAAUAGCGCGCCAGGGAGUACGAUGCACGGAAUGCGGCGUGAAGUGCCAUGAAAAAUGCAAGGACCUGCUGAAUGCCGAUUGUCUUCAGCGUGCUGCCGAGAAGAGUUCAAAGCACGGGGCCGAGGACAAAGCCAAUUCCAUUAUUACCGCUAUGAAAGAGCGCAUGAAGCAACGCGAGCGAGAGAAGCCCGAAAUUUUUGAGCUGAUUAGAGCCGUAUUCAGCGUUGAGGAGAAGAGUCACACCGGUCAUAUGAAGGCUGUGAAACAGAGCGUCCUGGAUGGCACAAGCAAAUGGUCGGCCAAAAUAGCAAUCACAGUGAUUUGUGCUCAAGGCCUGAUAGCGAAGGAUAAAAGCGGUACCAGUGAUCCAUAUGUGACGGUGCAGGUUAGCAAGGUGAAAAAACGAACGCGAACAAUGCCGCAGGAACUUAACCCUGUGUGGAACGAGAAGUUUCACUUCGAGUGCCAUAACUCCUCUGACCGCAUUAAAGUUCGCGUCUGGGAUGAAGACAAUGACCUUAAAUCGAAACUUCGUCAAAAGUUGACUCGAGAAUCGGACGAUUUUUUGGGACAAACUAUUAUUGAAGUUCGUACGCUCUCCGGGGAAAUGGAUGUUUGGUAUAAUUUAGAGAAACGAACGGAUAAAUCAGCUGUUUCAGGUGCAAUAAGACUUCACAUAUCCGUUGAAAUAAAGGGCGAAGAAAAGGUUGCUCCAUAUCAUGUCCAAUACACCUGUCUGCACGAGAACCUGUUUCAUUAUCUUUGUGAAGAGAAUACCGGAAUGGUUAAAUUGCCCACGCAAAAGGGUGACGAUGCGUGGAAACUCUAUUUUGACGAGAUCCCCGAAGAAAUUGUCGACGAGUUUUCAAUGCGCUACGGGAUCGAAAAUAUCUAUCAAGGAAUGACUCAUUUCCAUUGCCUUUCUGCCAAGUAUCUAUGCCCUGGGGUACCCGCCGUGAUGAGCACUCUUUUGGCCAACAUCAACGCGUACUACGCUCAUACCACAGCUUCCUCUGCUGUGUCAGCUAGUGAUCGGUUUGCAGCUAGCAAUUUUGGGAAAGAGAAAUUCGUCAAAUUGCUGGACCAACUACAUAAUUCUCUCAGAAUUGACCUGUCGAUGUAUAGAAAUAACUUUCCUGCCUCGAGUCCUGAAAAGUUAAUGGACCUUAAGUCUACUGUCGAUCUGCUGACCAGCAUAACAUUUUUCCGCAUGAAGGUCCAAGAGUUAUCCAGCCCACCGAGAGCGAGCACUGUGGUCAAAGAUUGCGUGAAGGCUUGUCUAAGAUCCACUUAUCAAUUCCUGUUUGAAAACUGCUACGAGCUAUACAACAGAGAGUUCCAGGUUGAUCCAAACGAAGCCAAGCGUGCACCAGACGACCAUGAGCCCAAACUGGAUAGCGUGGACUUCUGGCACAAGCUAAUUGCGCUUAUUGUAUCGGUCAUCGAUGAGGACAAAAACAGCUAUGGCACUGUGCUAAAUCAGUUCCCCCAAGAACUUAAUAUUGGACAGCUGUCUGCAUCAUCAAUGUGGCAUCUAUUCGCUGUGGACAUGAAGUACGCAUUGGAGGAGCACGAGCAGCAUCGUCUCUGCAAGUCCUCGGCGUACAUGAAUCUUCAUUUUCGCGUUAAAUGGCUGUAUAGCAACUAUGUUAAGGAAGUUCCGCCCUACAAAGGUGCCGUACCCGACUACCCAGCAUGGUUCGAGCCGUUUGUGAUGCAGUGGUUAAAUGAGAACGACGAUGUUUCAUUGGAAUACCUUCACGGAGCGUUCAAUCGAGAUAAAAAGGACGGGUUCACAAAGAGCAGCGAGCACGCCUUGUUUUCAAAUUCGGUAGUCGACGUUUUCACGCAAUUGACGCAAUGUUUCGAUGUUGUUAGCAAGCUCGAGUGUCCUGAUCCAGAAAUUUGGAAACGUUACAUGAGGCGUUUUGCUAAAACAAUCGUAAAAGUGCUCAUAGCCUAUGCAGAUAUUGUGAAAAUUGAAUUUCCAGAGCAUAUGAGGGAUGAAAGAAUCGCUUGCAUACUUAUGAACAACAUUCAGCAAUUGAGGGUACAGUUGGAGAAAAUGUUUGAGUCCAUGGGUGGGGAUAAGCUAGAAGAGGACGCAGCCAAUAUACUAAAAGAGCUGCAACAAAAUCUUAACUCUGCACUGGACGAUUUGGCCACACAGUUUGCCAUUAGUUUGGAGCCUCGAAUAACUCAGUCGGUGCGUGAGCUAGGUGAUAUGUUGCUGUCUAUUAAAGGAGGCGGCUGUGGGAAUCUGACAGCUGGUAACCAAGCUGCACAGAGGAACGCCGUCGCCGUUGAGGCCGAUGAAGUUUUGAGGCCGCUUAUGGACUUGCUCGAUGGUUCAUUGACACUCUAUGCGCAGUCAUGUGAAAAGACGGUACUAAAACGACUGCUGAAAGAACUCUGGAAAAUCGUAAUGCGAAUAUUGGAAAAAACUAUUGUUUUGCCUCCAAUGACUGAUAAAACUAUGAUGUUUAAGCAUCUAACUGACAAUGCAAAAAACCUUGCAUCCAACGCAAAAAUAGAAGAUAUGGGUCGUUUGUUUAAGUCCCAUAUGGCUGGAAAACAGGAUGUGAAAAGUGCGCUUAGCGGUGUCAUGGACAUAUCAAAGGAAGUGGAAAAAAAUUUAUCGCCCAAACAAUGUGCCGUACUCGACGUUGCCUUAGAUACAAUAAAACAAUAUUUCCACGCCGGUGGUAAUGGACUGAAAAAGACGUUUCUUGAGAAAUCUUCAGAGCUUCAAAGCCUACGUUACGCACUCAGUUUGUAUACGCAAAUGACCGACACACUUAUCAAAACCUUUAUAUCCAGUCAAGUUCACGAAGUUGAUCCUGAAAAUGCAGAGGAAAGUGUCGGCGAAAUUUCAGUACAAAUAGACCUAUUUUCCCACCCAGGCACAGGUGAACAUAAGGUUAAUGUGAAAGUGGUGGCUGCUAAUGAUCUUAAAUGGCAAAUACCAUCUGGCAUGUUCCGACCAUUUGUUGAAAUCAACUUGAUUGGGCCGCAUCUCCAGGAAAAAAAGAGGAAGUUUGCAACCAAGUCAAAGUCAAACAACUGGUCGCCCAAAUACAAUGAAUCAUUCAGCUUCGCCAUUGGUAACGAGGAGCAGCUGGACUUUUUCGAGUUGCAUAUUUGCGUUAAGGACUAUUGUUUCGCCCGUGAUGAUCGACUUGUCGGCGUGGCAGUUAUCCCGCUCAAAGACAUAUCCGAAAAGGGAUCUGUCGCCUGUUGGUUGCCUUUGCAGAGACGCAUAGAAAUGGACGAGACGGGUUGGACAAUAUUACGGAUUCUAUCACAGCGUAAUAAUGAUGAGGUCGCCAAGGAAUUUGUUAAACUGAAAUCAGAAAUACGUCAGGAACCAACAAUGGGUACUUAAGAGCCCAGACUGGAUAAGAUUCAUCUCUAUAAAUACACCUUAUAACAAUAAUUUCACUAAUUUACACAGUUUCAUAUAAUUUCUUAAGACUUCAUAUACAGAACAUAAUUAUACAUACCUGCAUAGCUACCCUAACAAUCGAAAAUAUAACCCAACAUACAGCAUACGAGUAUACAUGCAAGAAAAUACAAUGCAAAUAUAAAUAUUUCUCUAAACGCUAUGAUAUUAUAAGUGACGUGACCGCUAUGGAACGAUCUAUCGAAUUCACAAAAAUGACAUGCAACAAAUGGAAAUAGUACGAUCGUACAAGAACAAUAUUGCUUUUUAUUUACUCUGCGACAUAACAAAUUUACUUAACAUUUCAGCAGUCUGGCAUUGUUUUAAACCUAAAAACUCAUCCAUACAAUCACGUACACUUUAUGUAUAUACAUAAAUGUAACAAAGAGACUCCGCAGCCCCACCCCACUCACUGUCGUUCCGCCACCCAAAUCCAUAUGGCCAAAUAUGUUUAUGUAAACAAGUUGUUUGUUGUUGUGGGGGUGUAGACGAAAGCAAAAGCAAAAAGUGAUUGUGUG